AGGAAGACGGGACUCGACUGAACUACAGGAGUUGCGAGUAUGUUUGAGAGGAAAAUGGAGAAGAAAGGCACACAUGGAUUCGGCUUGGGAUUUUUCACAUUGCUCUGCCUGAUAACUGCUCAACAUGCUGGGGCGAACAUGGUAUUUACGAAAGCUAUUGUUCAAACGCGUUACUUUAACACAAGUGACAACCAAACGGUGUUACAGAGCUGUGAGUGUGGAUUAUAUGGGCUCCACUCUUCUGUCACCUCGGCUUCCGGAAAGGUGAUUCUCCCUAAUUCAGAUCCCUUAGCCUGUGGUCUCCAGAUAGGCUUUAACAGCUCAGAGCUGUGGAUCGCCCUUAUUCAGAGGGGGAACUGCACCUUCGCUGAGAAGAUCAAGACUGCUGCUGAAAAUGGAGCCACUGGUGUGGUUAUUUACAACCUUCCUGGUACAGGCGACGAGGUAACCCCCAUGGUGCACCAUGGUGAGUGAUUCGGUUACCUUCCAAUUGGUAGUGCUUCAGCCUUUUUGUUUUUCUAUUCCUUACAUAAUUGCAAGCUUAAUAACUAACUAGAAA
Messenger RNA from Salmo salar (Atlantic salmon), 559 nucleotides. It is a transcript of the gene rn133, whose product is annotated as RING finger protein 133. The record is from RefSeq and is marked provisional. Lineage: Eukaryota; Metazoa; Chordata; Actinopteri; Salmoniformes; Salmonidae.